AAUUUGCAUUUUAGGAUAUUCAUAUUCGCUCAGCGAUCAGUAACUGAAAUUUUUUCGAGUAAUUUCGGCAUUUCUGUGAAACCUAAGGAAAAUAAUCUAUAUCCCUGUUAAUAAGCUUACAAAAUGGAUUAAUCGAUCCUUCAUUCGUGUAUCAUCUUGGCUUUACUUAUAAUGAUGGGAUAUCCGCUCAUCAUAGCAUUAGUCGUGAUUGCUAUUUAUGGAUCUCACUCGACCGCUAUUAUUCUUUCUUCCGAAGAGAACAUUGUUGUGGAAAGGAAUGAAGUCUCAAAACAUCAUAUCGUUGAUCCGACCGAAUAUAAUUUUAUGGCACGAAUUUUCAAUAAAUCACUGGGUUCCAUGGAAUGUGGGGGUUUUCUUAGGUCAAUGGACGAAGUAGUUACGGCAGCUCAUUGCAUUUAUAAUAAUGACACGAAGAGUUUUAAAGAUCCGGAGGAUUUUCUCGUUGCCGUUGGAUGCGUCAAUCCCAUCACUAAAAGAGAGAUCUUGUUUAAGAGGCGUAGAGAAGACGAAUCUGGAUGCAAAUUUAGAAGCGUGAUAGCUUUUAAAAAUCAUGAAGAUUAUAACAGCAUCACACAAUCUGGCGACAUGGUUGUUUUGAAGCUAGGAACGCCAUUCAAACCUUCGCCCAGUAUUGGGAUCGCUAAUCUUCCUAAGCAUGGCUACAUCGCCUCCGGUUCUGGAAUUCUGCUCGGAUAUGGUUGCACAAAGACUAGUUGCGACAACAGUAAGCUUCUCAUGGCAGAAGUGUCCAUAGCGAGGGGCCAGACUUGCGAAAAAAUCUGGAAAUCUUCCUGGAUAAACAACGAAACCCAAUUUUGUACUAAUUCUCAUGAAGCGGGUGGUUGCCAUGGAGAUUCUGGUUCUCCAUUACUUUGUUUAGAUAAGGACGGAGGGCAAGUCGUAUGCGGAAUUCUGUUACGUGGGACUCCGAACUGUUCCACGGUAGGUAACGUGUACGCCGAUAUUGCCGCUAAUCUAGAGCUUCUCGGGGUACCCAGGCCACUAAUUAUUGAAUGUCAAUACUGUAUACGAUGGUUUAUCGUGCUUACUGAAAUUAUUUCUGUUUGCAUCGUUAUGUACUGUAUUCAUUCGGUGCAUAUAAAUGGGGUUAAAAAGACUGAAGUGUUUGCCCUUGUACUUUUCUCAAUUAUAUUCGUGGGCGGAAUAACGGUUGGAUUUCUGGAUUAUUGCACGAAGGAUGAUGAAUGAUUGAGUUUCAUGAUGUGGGUUAUAUAUUUAUGUAAAUACCAAUUGCUAGAUGGCGAGAUUGUGGAAGAAGGGUUGUGGAGGAUCUUGAAAAGUUAAUUUAUGGAAUGUAACACACAUUGUUUGUAAGGAUUGAUGAGUUAAAUAGAAACUAGAUCUCUUAGUGGAAGACGCGUGAUAUUCAUGAAAACAGAAAACGGGAACUAUGAGACUAAAGUUUUGAGUAACAGAUUUGUGUAUUUAAUAAUUUUAUCAAUUUACUAUUUAUACAUAUUUAAAAGUUUUAUACCUAAGUCGUGCCCGAAAACUAAAAUGGUUUGUUCUUGCUAUGAUAAACUACAAAUAAAUAAAUAAAUGCAAUUCUGUAAACGCAA
Folsomia candida is the source of this 1601-nucleotide messenger RNA. Its product is annotated as chymotrypsinogen A. The record is from RefSeq and is a predicted model, not a curated record. NCBI's taxonomy places the organism in Eukaryota, Metazoa, Arthropoda, Collembola, Entomobryomorpha, Isotomidae. The coding region runs from base 172 to 1230 and encodes 352 amino acids. Gene Ontology annotation, molecular function: serine-type endopeptidase activity. Gene Ontology annotation, biological process: proteolysis. The transcript has 4 exons.